GGCAAGAUAGAGGGAGGAACGGAACCAGAGAGCCGAGUGAGGCAGAGAGAAAGGGGAGGGAGCAAAGAGGGUUACCUCAUCUGAGCUGCUAGUGCACACGGUGCAGGGGAGAAGUUGUGGGAAAGUAAACAGCACAGGAGAAUUCCAAUCUGUGUUCAGCCACUCGCAACCCUCACAGGACACUGUAAAGAUGAGUGCGCUGGACCUGGCAGUGUGGUAAAAACUGAGAGUUUAUGGGAGGCUACCAGGAUUAAAGGGUCACCAGGGAGUGCCUGAAGCUUCUCGGAGGACACACUACUGAGGACAAGGAGGAAUUAUGUCGACUGCAAUAUCUCAGCAACCACCAAAGGAAGAUGAAGAGGAGGAAGACGAGGAGCAAGGGGAAGAGUUCGUGUUUGAGGACAGCACGGACGAGGAGAAACUUCAGGACAGUAAAGGGAUCAGCUCGGCCUGUGUCAGCUCUGUCCAGGCGUCAAAAAAGGAGGACAGUGAGACAGCACAGAGAGACAGUACACAGCUUCCCAAAACCUCACCAGCUGCUGGACAGGAGGGCAUUCCCACCAAGGAUGUAGAAUCAAUUUCUACUGCAGAUGUUCCAGUUACUGAGUCACCCAGCUGGGCCUCAGCAGCAGACGAGCCCAGUACCUCAGCUCCUUGUGAGGGAGAGGAGCUCCGGGGGCUUCCUGUGGCGCCGUCAGCUGUGGAGAGGCCGGCUGAUGCAGGAGACCACAGCAAAAAAAACGUCAAGGAAAGCACCGGCUCGAGGGACAUCUCUGAAGCAUUACGUGCGGCUGAAGCUGGGCCACAAACGGCAGAAGCUUCAGAGGUGAUCUAUGAUGAUGUUCCAAGUGAGGACCCCCUCUCUCCUGACGAAGCAGAUAUGAUUUAUGAAGAUGUUCAGAGAGACAGUGGCCCUGUGAACGCAGACAAUGGGUGGAGCUCCAGUGAGUUUGAGAGCUAUGAUGAACAGUCUGAUAACGAGGCCAAAAUACCAACAAGGAGCAAGCUCUCUCCUGAAGUGCGACGGCUGAGGGAGCGGUGUGCCAGGACCAAACGUGAACUGGCCAUGAGGCUGUCUGGCAAGCACAACUAUGACAUCAAGGUUCAACAGCUCAUGAAGGCGGCAAAAAGUGGAACAAAGGAUGGGCUUGAAAAGACCAAAAUAGCCGUCAUGCGAAAAGUUUCCUUCCUGCAGAGAAAAGAUCAAUUGGAAGAGGAGGAUGAUGCAGGAUACCUCGAUGUGACUGUGUCAGAAAUGAAGCACCCCCCUCCACAACUGAGCCCCAUGCCAGAGGGGCUGACCAGCCACCAGGUUGUCAGACGCCAUAUCCUCGGCUCCAUCAUUCAGAGUGAGCGGAGCUACCUAGAGUCUCUCAGGAGAAUCUUGCAGGAAUACCACAGACCAUUGAUGGAAGCUGAUCCACGCAUCCUGAGUCCACGGAAGAUCCGGCCUAUAUUUUACCGUAUCAGGGAGAUCACACAAUGCCACUCCAUGUUUCAGAUUGCACUGGCGUCUCGUGUGGCUGAGUGGGACAGCAGUGAGAAAAUUGGAGACUUAUUUGUUGCCUCGUUUUCCAAGUCAAUGGUGCUGGAUGUAUACAGUGAUUAUGUGAACAACUUCACCAGUGCCAUGGCUCUCAUUAAAAAGGCAUGCAUGUCCAAACCAGCUUUUCUGGAAUUCUUAAAGAAGAAGCAGUCAUCUAGUGUUGACCGGAUUACUCUGUAUGGCUUAAUGGUGAAGCCCAUUCAACGAUUCCCUCAGUUCAUAUUGCUCCUGCAGGACAUGCUGAAGAAUACACCGAAGGGCCACGUGGAUCGUCUGCCACUGCAGCUCGCUCUGACGGAGCUGGAGAUGCUGGCUGAGAAGCUGAAUGAACAGAAACGAGUAGCAGACCAGAUUACAGAAACUCAACAACUAGCCCGCAGCGUCAGUGAUCGCCUGCUCAGUAAGCAACUGAACUCGGAGCAGGGGUCAUUGGUCCUCUGUGAGACGCUUAUUGAGACUGUGUAUGGCGAGCGGGGACAAGUCCUGAAGUCAAAGGAGAGAAAGGUCUUCCUCUUUGAUGAUGUACUCAUCUGUGCCAACAUAAAUGUCAAGGGGCCUCCGGAUAUCAGCAGCCUGGUCCCUAUUGGCCCCAAGUACACCAUGAAGUGGAGCGCCCCCCUACAGCAGGUGCAAGUUGUAGAGGUGGGGCAAGAGGGCUCUCAAAACAAAGACACCUUCUUCCAGCAGAGUGGUGCUAAGCGACCAAGCAGUGUCUGCUCUUCAGGUAAAGCGAUCCUGGGGCCUCCAAGGCUCUACCAAGAGCUGCAGGAACUGCAACACGACCUUUCUGUUGUGGAGGAGGUUACUCUCCUUGUGGGCACGCUCCAGGGGACGUACCAGAACCUGAACACCACAGUGGCCCAGGACUGGUGUCUGGCUCUGCAGAGGCUCAUUCGCAUCAAAGAAGAACAGAUCCAGAGUGCUAACAAAUGUCGCUUACGCCUGCAGGUGCCCGGCAGGCCAGACAAGUCUGGGCGUCCUGUCAGUUUCAUGGUGGUCUUCAACACUCCCAACCCCCUUAGUAAGAUCUCCUGGGUCAACCGUCUGCACUUGGCCAAGAUCGCACUACGAGAGGAGAAUUCACCAGGUUGGUUAUGUGGAGAGGAUGACGGGAAAACGAUGGCCCCGCUUUGGUGUCCGCUGCUUUCCUGUCACAUGCCUGUCUUCGCUAUGAAGUCACCAGAGAGAAAGCUUGAAGCUGCCCUCCAUAAUCCUGUUCACUGUGCAUUGUUGGGCUUCUCUGCAGCGAGCACCUCCUUACCUCAAGGCUACCUCUGGGUGGCUGGUGGAGGAGAAGGUUCUCAGGGGCAGAUAGAGAUAUUUUCCCUCAACAGGCCCAUGCCAAGGGCUGUAAAGAGCCUGCAGGUAGGCUCUGCUGUCCGAUGUCUGGAAUAUGUACCAGAACCGUCUCAGGCUGAGGAAGUGGAAGCUGGAGUUCACAAGGCACCCUCAGGGAUCAGCUCCAACAUUUGUGUUGGAUUAGACGAUGGACGCAUCCUGGUCUAUGGCAGUGUGGACACUGCAGCACAGUGCCUAUUGACCCUCCGUAACCCAGAGGGCUGCCCUGUGCUGUGCCUGAAGCACUCCUCUCGCUUCCUGUUUGCUGGCCUGCGGAAUGGGACCAUGAUGGUUUAUGGAAGAAAUAACAGCGAUGAUCUUUGGGAACCUGACUCCUGCAGAUGUGUAAACCUCGGCUCAGAACCAGUGCGGACUCUGUUGGUGUUAGAUGACUCAGUGUGGGCAAGCUGGGGGAACUCUGUCACAGUUAUAGACAUCUCCAGCCUCGCAACUCAGAAGUUUGAAGUCCAUCCAGAACCGAUGAUCAGCGUCACACACAUGGCGUGUGCUGGCGGAGGGGUGUGGAUGGCUUUCUCCGAGGGUUCCUCCAUUCGUCUCUUUCAUACUGAAACACUGGAGCUCCUGCAGGAAAUCAACAUCUCAACACGGUCAACGCUGCUGAACACUGGUCAGAAGAGUAUGCGAGUCACGAGUCUCCUAAUUUGCCAGGGGCUGUUGUGGGUGGGCACUGCCCAAGGCUUAAUUAUCACUCUUCCCGUUCCCAAACUGGAGGGCAUCCCCAAAAUAACAGGGAAGGGUAUGGUCUCUCUAAACUCCCACUGUGGGCCUGUGGACUUCCUGGUAGCCACCACCAGCACCCUGUCUCCAGAGCUGCUGAAGAGGGAUUCUGUCGGGGAUAGCCCAGACUCUGCCUGUGGAGGUGAGGACCGCAGCGACACCUCCUCUCAGGAAUCCCUGCAACAGUCCAGCUCCUAUCAGGGAGAGGGGAGAGGCAAAGGACGCGGCGUUCUACUGCAGUACAAGCUGCGCUCCACAUCAGGAUUACCCGGACGACCAUUAACAGCGCAGGGCGACGAGGCGUUGGACUCCUCCCUGGAGUCUUUGGAGCACAGUGUGGAAGAUGGAUCUAUCUAUGAGCUCAGUGAUGACCCAGAAAUGUGGGUUAGAGGGCGUCCUUGUGAGAGGGACGGGGGACGCAGGGACAGGGUGAUCUCUGCAGCCGUUAUCUCUGGAGGCAAGGGCUUCCGCAGACUGAAGGAAGGAGCUCCAGCAGGUACUAGGACAAGUGUGGAGGGUUUAGAGAAUAUUCUUAUGGUGUGGCAGCUUCCACUGACAGUGUGAUAUGGAAAAUAUAUGGCAACGUGAUGUGUAUUUAUAGAUGUCUACUUAAAGCUUCAAGCUCAGCCUUGAAUAACCUGUUCCAUAAAUUCAAGAGAUUUGAAUAUAUGAUGAGAAGGUGUUGCCACUGUUACAGAGAUUGACAUCUUAUGAUUUAGCCUGUGGAAUAAGAAAACUAAGACAUUCUGUUUACUACAAGCACUGUUCACCCAUAGGACGCUUUGAAUGUUCAGGAUUGUGCGUCAACAUCUUCCCAGCAGUGGCAGAGGUUGCCACAGAUUAGUUCCAUGUGAUUGUUUUGAUCUGGUUCCUCUUCCUGCCUUAGUUAGGAUUGAUAUGCUGCAAUUUAACCUCAUCAUUGCUGCCUGUGCUCUGCCACAUUUAUUUUAUGUGAGGGACUUCUGUGUGAGCACCCAUGGACAGCACAUCUUUGAGAGGCAGCCUUUGUUGAAUCUGCUAUGCUCUGCAGAGUUAGAGAUGGACGUCUUUUAUCUGAUCCUGUGGGAGAGAUCCCAUCUGUUUCGAGCUGAAUGCUGGGGACUACCACUGCAUCACAAAGUACAUUAGCAUCACUUUAUUAGCUCUGCCAGCCUUUCUCUCAUCCCAUACAAUGUGAAUGUAAGAUACCUUCUAUUGUGUCUCAAAAUUGAAUCUGUGCUCUCUUAAAAGAAAGAAAGAAUUUCAUUUUUCCUGUUUUUGUUGCAGCUGUUCGCAAAUUUUUGGAUCGGAAAAAAUUAGAUGCUUCCAUGAGCUGGCUGCAAAACCAUUGUAAAAACAAACUGAUUUGGAGAACAAAAGUUAUGAAAGAAAGAUGUUAUUUCUCAACAUUACAGAAUCUAUAUUUGCACUGAAAAAAUUCUGUUAUUAUUACAGGAGGAAAUGAAGCUCUACGGUGCCACAUUUUGGAGUAUCAUCUUGCCUGAGUACUGUAAAUGGCAGAUAUCUGUUUCAUUAUUUACUGUCAUCUAUCAGCUAGAUAAAACAAAUGCGCACACAGUCUUGUUAAUACACAGAUCACAUUAGCUGGAAACCCCAGUUACACAUCAAAAGCAAAACUCUAUUAAUGAAUGAUGAAAUAAAAAUGCUGCAGUCAUCUAAACUGCUAUUGGCUAUGUAUCAACUAAGGGAACCUGUAAGAGAAACACCAGUGAGCAUGUUUAAUGCACAUUAAUUUUACAAGAUGAUUCUGAUUGAAGGCGGUGUUUUACAAUACGUAGCAUUAAGUCCGUGCUGCCAUUAACAUUGAUGUAUAUUAUCUGUGAUAUUAACCAGGACUCGUCCCAUCAACACUUGUUUUCUUUGCUAAUAUAAAUAAUGUAAAUAUCUGGAAUUUAACGCAAACAUUAAUAUUUUAUGAUCAGGAAAUGAGGAUGCACAUAAACAGCUCGUCAUUCCUGUCUAGUGGAAACCUCACAUCUCCAUUUUCGGUGGUUAUCAUCAUCUUCAGAUCAGUUGAAAAGAUUACACGGUCUGUCUUUAACCUGAUAUGCUUAUAAAACCCUUUUAAAACUACAUUAAUGAAAAAAAAAAUGCAUCGUUGUUAGGCUAUGUACAGGUUGUUCUCUUUUUUUUUUUUUAACUUGUAAAAUGAUUUUGUAAAUAUACUGUUUAUCCUGGAGUAUAUUGAAUCUGAGCUGGUAUGAGAAGCACUCAGUGGUACUAAGUAAUGUUGUGAAGUGAUUGCUUCAUGGCUUCUUAAUUCAAAGUUAUAGCAGCGUUGGUAGGAUUGCAAACAUGGACUAUUGACAUUGGCAUUUGUCUUGCAGGGAAAACCAAGACGUUCAUACUUCACAGGCCACAUCUUUCACAGUGUGUUGACACAGUAGGUGGAGGCCGCACAAGUAUCCAACUAUGAACAUGGCUUUGUGGAUUGCCAGUAGACCGAGCGAUGGUGAAGGUUACGGUAUAUCAUUUUCCCCAACCUGUCUCUACCUAGCACUCCCUCCACACGUCUUAUCCCUCCAUCACAGAUGAAGCAUAAAAUUCAUGUUUUGUAUUUCCCUGAGGUUUAUUUUCCCUUUUCUUCUUCUCCUCAUAACUGAAAUUCAAAAGCAUUUAAACAUCCUGCUGUCAGCCGGAAUCAUUAAAUUAAAUAAAUAAGACGAUGUAAACUGUCCUCAGAUGCUGUCAUCUAAAUGUAAAUCUCAAUGUCACGUCAGAAAUGUAUACCUUAAUUCGUGUGAGAUUCAAUGCCACUGAAACCACAACCCCCUCUUGGUCACUAUAGAGGUUGUUUGUUCAACCUUAGCCAGAGGAUGAGGGUGUACUCCUGCCUGAGCAGUCUGAUGAAAUAUACAUGAUUUCUUUACAGAAGCUGCCGCGGACUCGGCAUUGUUGAACUGUUUCACUUGCUUAUCUGCUAACAACUGAGAUUUAAUCUCAAAAGUAUGUUGACCUUUGAUGGACACUGACUCAUUCAUUUCAUUUGCUUCUAUAUGUGCAGGUAUUAUCCAUACACUGAAUAUUAAUAAUCAUGAAUGAAAAUACUGUACUACUAAUUAAAACUAUUACUGUGUUAAUUAAACCGUAAAGAGGACUCUGCAAUAGUGUUGAUAUUUUAAGAUGAGACUGUAUAAGACAGUUUAUUUUCCGGCAGUAUUAAAGGUUAUUGCGAUUUAUCAAAAAUGGGAUCCUAUUUUUGUAGAUUUGGUUAUCGUUUCUAUCAGUUAUGACAACAUGUACUCCACAAGGUAAUUGCUGAGAACUGGGACAUCAAUAAAAAAGAAGUCUGGUGACGUAAGAAACACUAACAGUCAGAUCAUUCUACGGGUUAGUCAGAAUUAUUUAGAAGAAAAAACAUUCAAAUUAUUACCCAAAAGAUAUGUUAUAAACGUCCCUCACAAUCGACAGCCCAUCUUCCAAGCCCAACUCUGACCCACCGUACUACCACCUGCAAAUGUGAUCAUCUGAUUAUUCGCAUUUCCUAACCAUGUCUCUACGUUCCCAGAUCUCGCCUUGGUGAGUACAAUAUCACCAAAACUGAUGGUCAAACCUACGAAAGUACUUUACAGAAGUAAAGCAAUAAACCAGAACUAUCCUUGAAGCAAAAGUAUUACACUUGAUGCCGUCACAGGCAAAUGGAAACAACCGUGCUUGUUUCCUUUUGGUACAGUACUUUAAUGUUACAUGUCUAAACAUUGUCUA
This is a messenger RNA of Seriola dumerili (greater amberjack), 7327 nucleotides long. It is a transcript of the gene arhgef10la, whose product is annotated as rho guanine nucleotide exchange factor 10-like protein. NCBI's taxonomy places the organism in Eukaryota, Metazoa, Chordata, Actinopteri, Carangiformes, Carangidae. Gene Ontology annotation, cellular component: cytosol. Gene Ontology annotation, molecular function: guanyl-nucleotide exchange factor activity; protein binding. Gene Ontology annotation, biological process: actin cytoskeleton organization; SREBP signaling pathway; positive regulation of stress fiber assembly. The transcript is spliced from 27 exons. The record is from RefSeq and is a predicted model, not a curated record. The coding region runs from base 317 to 4186 and encodes 1289 amino acids.